Athalia rosae (coleseed sawfly) is the source of this 2702-nucleotide messenger RNA. RefSeq names its product FACT complex subunit Ssrp1 (gene Ssrp). The coding region runs from base 408 to 2627 and encodes 739 amino acids. Gene Ontology annotation, cellular component: FACT complex; nucleus. The transcript has 14 exons. Lineage: Eukaryota; Metazoa; Arthropoda; Insecta; Hymenoptera; Athaliidae. The record is from RefSeq and is a predicted model, not a curated record. Gene Ontology annotation, molecular function: histone binding; DNA binding; nucleosome binding.
CCAGGCGCGUUUUUUGUCAAAUGUUCGCCGAUCUUUUUACCAAUAGCUUUUUUUGCUUUGUCUAGCACUUGCCUCGCACUAGUGGAUGGAACGUGUAGGCUUUUUGUUUGUGAACUAUCGUAUAAAAUCGUAAUAACGAUAAAGUGCAGCAGGUGAAAACAUUGCGUAAUUGUAACACAAAUGAAAACAUUGAACUUGCAAAGGCGGCAACGUUCACAACGAACUGUAGCAACGGUUCGGCUUUUCGUUGGCGCGCGUUAUUACGUUUGUCGGUGUGCUUUGUCGACUUUAUAAAUUGAACUGGAGAAUAGAGUUAACUCUCGCAUCUAUUGAGGCGAAUUACAUCGCCUAUUAUAGAAGUUUUUUUCGGCGAUUUUUAAUAAGUGAGUUGAGGAAACUAGUUAAGAAUGGAUUUCCUCGAAUUCUCUGAUGUUACCGCUGAGGUAAAGGGCGUCAUGAGUCCAGGAAAAUUGAAGAUGACAGAUCAGCAUCUUAUCUUCAAGAACCAAAAGACUGGCAAAGUUGAACAAAUCUCUGCUUCUGACAUGGAAAUGGUGAAUUAUCAGAAAUUUGUGGGAACAUGGGGACUCAGAAUAUUCCUGAAAAAUGGAACCUUGCACAGAUUUCAGGGAUUCAAAGAAGGGGAACAGGAAAAAAUAGCGAAAUUCUUUACUGCAAAUUACAAGAAAGAUAUGUUAGAAAAAGAACUGAGUUUGAAAGGUUGGAACUGGGGUACGGCCAAAUUCAAUGGUUCUGUGCUAAGUUUUGACGUCGGUCAUCAUACUGCAUUCGAGAUUCCGCUGUAUUAUGUUUCUCAAUGCAACACGGGAAAGAAUGAAGUCACGUUGGAAUUUCAUCAGAAUGACGAUGCACCAGUAAGUCUCUUAGAAAUGAGAUUCCAUAUUCCAGUGAGUGACAGUAUGGAACAAGAUCCUGUCGAAGCAUUCCAUCAGCAAGUAAUGAACAAAGCAUCCGUCAUCAGUGUCAGUGGAGAUGCAAUUGCAAUCUUCAGAGAAAUCCAGUGUCUAACACCUCGUGGUCGCUACGACAUCAAAAUAUUCCAAUCAUUCUUCCAACUUCACGGAAAAACAUUCGACUACAAAAUCCCCAUGUCCACUGUGCUCAGGUUAUUCUUAUUGCCACAUAAAGACAGCCGACAAAUGUUCUUUGUGGUUAGUUUGGAUCCUCCGAUAAAACAAGGACAAACACGAUAUCACUACUUGGUUUUGUUGUUCAAUCAAGAAGAAGAAACUUCUAUCGAACUUCCUUUCACAGACAAAGAGUUGAAACAAAAGUAUAAUGAUAAAUUGACAAAAGAACUAUCUGGCCCAACUUAUGAAGUUCUAGGAAAAGUAAUGAAGGCCAUAAGUGUUCGAAAACUCACAGGACCUGGUGGUUUUGUAGGCCAUACAGGAACACCAGCAGUUGGAUGUUCGUUCAAAGCAGCUGCAGGAUACCUGUACCCGCUAGAACGAGGGUUCAUAUAUGUCCAUAAGCCACCGAUUCACAUACGUUUCGAAGAAAUAGCCUCCGUUAACUUUGCGCGAGGUGGUGGAUCGACACGAUCGUUCGAUUUUGAGGUCGAAUUAACGAGUGGCGUUACACACACUUUCAGUAGUAUAGAGAAGGAAGAAUAUGGCAAACUCUUCGACUUCAUUACAUCCAAAAAGUUGAGAGUGAAAAAUAGGGGCAAAACUGAUAAGCUGAAGUACAACGAUGACUUUGGUAACAGUGAUCAAGAAGACGAACCUGAUGCCUACUUGGCAAGGAUUAAAGCAGAAGCCGAAGAACGAAAUGAGGAUGACAAUCAAGACUCUGAAUCCGAAUCCACCGAUGAAGAUUUCAAUCCUAAUCAGGAUGAAAGUGACGUUGCUGAGGAAUACGACAGUAACGUGAGCCCAUCGGACAGUGAUGCAGACUCCGAUGCAUCAGCUAGCAGUGAAAAGAAGGUCAAAGAGGCAAAGAAGGAGAAGAAGCACAAGGCUGCCAAGACUGUGUCUGAGAAGCCAAGAAAACCACGUAAACCAAAAAAAGAAAAAGAUGAGAACAAGCCCAAGCGUCCGACCACCGCUUUCAUGUUGUGGCUCAAUGAAACUCGUGAACAAAUCAAGGCAGACAAUCCCGGAAUCGUCGUUACUGACAUUGCUAAAAAGGGGGGAGAAAUGUGGCGAGCACUGAGUGACAAAUCUAAAUGGGAACAGAAAGCAGUGAAAGCAAAGGAAGAUUACGCUGCAGCCAUGAAGGAAUACGAGGCAGGCUUAGCUGAGACUGGUGGCAAGAGCAAAGAAAAACCCGAUAAGAAGAAAAAGGAAACUAAGAAAGAAGCACCAGCUAGUAAAGUGGUACCAAGUGGUUCAUUUAAAAGCAAAGAAUAUAUCAGUGGUGACGAAAGUAGCAGCGGCAGCGAUGAAGAGACGACUAAAAGUGGAAAGGACUCAGGGAAGAAAAAGAAAUCCGAUGACGAUAGUGAGGAUGACAAGAAGAAGAAAAAGGAAAAUAAAAGAUCUGCUGAAGAUGAUAGCAAGGGAGCGAAAAAAACAAAGAAAGAGGAGUCCGAUGUUGAAGAUAGUGAGUUUGAGGAGCCUGAGGAAGAUACGCCUGCAUCUAGUGAUGCCGAUUCCGAUUAGAGUAGUGAUCAAUCAUGAAAUGUUAAACACGGUGUUUGAACCAGCCAGCCAGAUAAAUUGAUUAUUGCAUUGUAA